This is a messenger RNA of Penicillium taxi, 2019 nucleotides long. RefSeq names its product putative Kelch repeats protein. The transcript is spliced from 3 exons. Gene Ontology annotation, molecular function: protein binding. Bases 1 to 2019 code for a protein of 672 amino acids. The record is from RefSeq and is a predicted model, not a curated record. Lineage: Eukaryota; Fungi; Ascomycota; Eurotiomycetes; Eurotiales; Aspergillaceae.
AUGGCGAAGAAAAAUAAGAAGACCGCUGAGCACAAAGAGCGUGUUGCAGCGAAGCAAUCAAAGAAGACCGCACAAAAGGAGAAAAGGUCUAAAGCAAAGGGAAAAGAUAUAGACAGUGAUGCAGAGGAUGCCGAUCUGGAUGCCAUCCUCGCUCAGUAUGCAGAGGAACAGGCUAGAUUCUUGAAGGUGACUGAGACUCCCUCUGCACCGCCAACACCUCGGUCAUCAUCUACCAUAAUUGCAUCCCCUUCCAAUCGGAACGAAUUGCUGCUAUUUGGUGGUGAAUACUUUGAUGGGACCCACGCAACGUUUUUCAAUAAUCUCUUUGUUCAUCUCAUUGAUCGAGGUGAAUGGAGAGAAGUUAGUAGUCCCAACAGCCCACUGCCCCGUAGUGGUCAUGCUUGGUGUCGUGGAGGCAACACGGGUGGUGUAUACUUGUUCGGAGGAGAGUUUUCAUCUCCCAAGCAGGGGACAUUCUAUCAUUAUAAUGACUUUUGGCAUCUUGACACCGGAACUCGAGAAUGGACUCGUAUCGAGACCAAGAGCAAAGGUCCUCCAGCCCGCAGCGGGCACCGAAUGACUUACUACAAAAACUAUAUCAUUCUAUUUGGCGGCUUCCAAGAUACUUCCCAGCAAACCAAGUAUCUGCAAGAUCUUUGGAUCUACGAUUGUCAGAAAUACACCUGGUUCAACCCUACAUUGACAGCUGCGUCUCAGAAGCCAGAUCCACGUUCUUCCUUCUCAUUCCUUCCACAUGAAACUGGAGCAGUUAUUUAUGGUGGAUACUCUCGAGUGAAGGCUGCCGGUGGUCCUAGUGGCAAGCCGGGCAAGGGACCCCAGAAAAUAUCUCUGCGGCCUAUGGUCCACCAAGAUACCUGGUUCCUAAGAAUUACUCCUCCAGAAUCUGAUUCAGGAGCAUCAGUCGGACCUAUUAUCCGCUGGGAGCGGCGGAAAAAGCCGGCUAACACGCCUAACCCGUCACGUGCAGGAACGACCAUGGCGUAUCACAAAGGACGAGGCAUCAUGUUCGGUGGUGUUCAUGAUGUGGAAUUGACUGAAGAGGGAAUCGACAGCGAGUUCUUCGACAAGCUGUUUGCAUGGACUACCGACCGAAACCGAUUUUUCCCAUUGACUUUACGUCGUCCUCGUGCGCCUGGAAAGAAGCAGCAGGCGAAUCAGGGCAAUAAGACACGUAACAGAGGAAAGGCGGACGAAGAAGAACUUUUGAGGAAUCUCAAGGCCUUGGAGGCUAAGGGUGGAAUUCGUGAGGAUGACGACGAUGACGAUUUCAUGCAAUCGAGUACACCGAACACGGAAGAACCUGUUGAGCCUGCCAAGCCGGCUGUUGUCCGAUUCGAAAUGCCACACAGGAGAUUCAAUGCUCAGCUCGCCGUGCAGGAUGAUACCCUGUUCAUCUAUGGUGGUACCUUUGAAAGAGGGGAUCGAGAGUUCACGUUUGACGAUAUGUACUCAAUUGAUCUAGUCAAGCUUGAUGGUGUCAAGGAGGUCUUUUACAACGAGCCUGAGAACUGGAAUCUCUUGGACGAUGAGGACAGUGACGAAGAUAUGGAUGACGACGAAGAUGACGACGAAGAGGAUGAAGAAGAAGGCGAUGCCAUGUCUUUGGAUGCCUCCUCAACUGCUCCUACAGACGCCACAGUGCCGUCUGUAACCCAGGAUUUGCAGCAGCUUGAAGUUGAGGAAGAGCAAGACACCGACGCACCUGCUGAUACCAGGCCACUGCCUCGCCCCUUCGAAAGUCUACGCGAGUUCUUCACCAGAACAUCCGAAGAAUGGCAAAAGGUACUGAUCGAACAUAUGAAAGACAAGGGGAUAUUUGACGAGAAGACCAUCAAGGAAUUACGCAAGGACGCAUUCGACAUGGCCGAAGAGAAAUGGUGGGAUAGCCGAGAAGAGAUCAUGGCACUCGAAGAUGAGCAAGAGGCAGCCGGCAUUGGUGAAGUGGUCAGUAUGGCCGACCGGACUGAUAACAUGGGUGGUGCUGGUCGUCGUCGAUGA